AUGAACAACUUCCACGUCUACGAGGCCAUUGGCCGCGGCAAGCACUCGACUGUCUACAAAGGGCGGAAGAAGAAAACCAUCGAGUACUUCGCCGUCAAGAGUGUCGACAAGUCGCAGCGCUCCAAGGUCCUCAACGAGGUCCGGAUGCUUCAUUCUUUAGAUCAUGCAAAUGUCCUGAAAUUUUACUCUUGGUAUGAAACUUCAGCACAUUUUUGGCUGGUACUGGAAUAUUGUGUUGGUGGAGACCUCAAGGGCUUGCUUGAGCAGGAUAAGAAGCUGCCUGAAAGUGCCAUGCAUGACCUGGCUUACGAUCUUGUCAAAGCCCUCCUGUUCUUGCAUUCACAAGGAAUUAUAUAUUGUGAUCUGAAGCCAUCUAACAUCCUACUUGAUGAGUUUGGAUGCAUGAAGCUGUGUGAUUUUGGAUUAGCAAGACGUUUAAAGGACAUCGAGAAGACCGACCCUGGAGAUGUGCCACAACCUAUGAGGGGGACACCAUGUUACAUGGCUCCUGAGUUGUUCCAAGAGGGAGGGGUCCACUCAUAUGCUUCUGAUUUCUGGGCUCUUGGUUGUGUGCUAUACGAAUGCUAUGUAGGAAGACCUCCUUUCGUGGGCCGUGAAUUUACCCAGUUAGUCAAAUCCAUACUUUCAGAGCCUGCACCACCUUUACCUGAUAAUUCGUCAAGGUCUUUUCAGAAUCUGAUCAACUGCUUACUCAUGAAAGACCCAGCUGAAAGACUACAGUGGUCUGAACUCUGUGCACACAACUUCUGGAGAAACAGUAUGCCAAUGAUUCCGUUACCUCCUCAACCUGCCUUCGACAACAUGGUUGGACUUCCCACUACACCAUAUCUAGCUGAGCGAAAUGGGGAUAAACCCUCCAGACAGCUGACGCCACCCAAGACUCGUGAACACCUACGCAAGAAAGAUGAAAAUUCUGCCAAGAUGUUCACGACCCCUGUUAAGAAUGUGCUAACUGGUAAGAAAAAUAAUGCAAAACCUUGUAAGGCUGAUGGUUUGAAGGGUGUAAAUGUCCUUAGAAUGUCUCGCAUAGCUAAGAAAAAUUUGCAAAGGGAAAAAGACAAGGAGAACUACAGGCGUCCUCCCACAGAAACAGACGAAAAUGAGGCUGAAGUUAAGAUAGAAAAUAAUGACAUGGAGCUUGAUUUUGGUGAAAAUCCAGAAGGCGAUGCACCUGAUGAUAAUGAUGGAUCAGAUAAUGUUGGAUCCACAGCAGAUGAAAAGCAUACGACCGAAGGAACUGAUGGAAAUGAAGAGAACUGCAUAAAUCAGGUGGAUAUGCUCACGGAUGAGUGUUCUGUUAAGCCUGAUACCAUGUUGAAAGCUGAGCAGAACUGCUCAGAGAAUCCUGAUGUGGUGGCCACUCCACCUAGUUUCUGUAUGAGGAAAGCACGUCCGAAGAUAACUUCUGGUGCUGCAAUGGGUUCUGAGCCGUCUAACAUCUUUGAAGCAUUCUGGCAUCCAACAGAUCUUGCUGUUAAACCAGUUAUGCCCAGUAAAAAAGGAGAUAAAGCUACUGAGACUGUCACUGUGCUUCCUUUUGAAGCUCUCCCUGCUGCUGAUUACAUCAGGUUACCACGAGAACAGAUGAAUGCAUUCCAUAGCCAGAUAAUUCAGAGUUUGAGUGGAUCUUUUCAGGUUUCAGAAAAACAGAAUAUCAUCAGAUACCUGGAGUUGCUAAGCAUGAACUCUGAUGCUGCAAAUAUAAUCACUAAUGGCCCAAUUAUGUCAUUGCUUAUAAAAAUGCUUCGACUAUCAAAAACUUCAGUCUUGCGUGUCCAGGUUGCUUCACUUAUGGGACUGUUGAUACGCUACUCCACUAUCCUUGAUGCAGAGCUAGCUAGUUCAGGAAUUGUUAAUGCCUUGUCAGAUGGCUUAAGGGACCGGCAUGAUAAACUGAGGAGAUUCUGUAUGGCAACACUUGGAGAAUUACUGUUCUACAUAUCAACUCAAUCUGAUCAGGAUAGCAAAGAAAGCAAUGCCCAGGAAUCUCCUAUGAAGGACAACAAAGCUGGUGCUUUGUGGCAGGUUCCUAGUUCUGUAAUCGCACUAGUGUCAUCUAUCUUGCGUAAAGGGGAAGACGAUCUAGCCCAGCUUUAUGCCUUACGGACAAUUGAUAAUAUAUGUAGCCAAGGAACAGAUUGGACAUCGCGGUUUGCUUCCCAAGAUGUAAUUGGUCAUCUUUGCUACAUCUAUAAAGCAACUGGGAAGCAAGAGAAUACAAGGCUUAUUGCAAUUUCUUGUUUGAGCCGCCUAGCUCGAUUCAGUUCGUCAUGUACUCAUUUAAUACUGGAGAAGCUAACAUUUAAGGAUAUUGCAUGCACACUCCUUAAGGGCAAUCCACGUGAGCAACAGAUAAGUCUGAAUCUUCUGAACUCGGCAUUAGGGAACAGUCAUAUCAUACCAAAUAUGAGCCGCUAUAUUCUGUCAUUAACUGAGGAGAAACAGUUGGUCCCUGGACUUAUUUCUCUGAUAGAACAGGGAACUGACAUUCUGCGUGGGAAAGCCCUUCUAUUUGUUGCUCUUCUUUGCAAGAACAGUCGAAGGUGGCUUCCGCAAUUCUUUUGCAAUGCAAAGCUACUAUCAGCAGUCGAUAGAUUGGGAAAGGAGAAGGAUGGUUUCAUUCAUCAAUGUACAGAAGCAUUUGUUCAGUUAGUUGCUUCGUUGGUCCCAGGCAUUCUUGACACUGUAUCCAGUGAUAUACAGCAGGUCAUGGGUGGCAAACGUCAUGGACCUAUUACUGCUUUAACUGGACGUGCUCAUCCAAAGAGCACAAUUCAUUUGUUCCCUGUCAUCCUUCAUCUUCUUGGGAGUGUAUCCUUCAAUCACAGAGUUGUGACAAGUCAAGUAUUGCUCCAGUUGGCUAAUCUUAUGAAGAUAUUGGAGACACCAUUUCAGGCUCGGGAUGAUUUCCAAAUGACAUUGCUGAGGGUUCUUGAGGCAGCUACGGAGGAGCCUUCUGUUAUACUUAGGGAACACAAAAUAUUCACAAGUCGAUUCCUUCCAAGCUUAUCCAUCUUAUACAAGGGCAAUAAAGAUUGUGAUGCCAGAUUCCUGUGUUUGAAGAUACUGUCUGAUGUGAUGAUUGUGAUCUUCAGCGAUUCUUCAUUGACUGCAGAUGAACAAUGUUUAGCUGACCUGAAAACAAUCUCUCACAAAUAUUUUCUCCCAAUGUACCCUUCAUUUGCAGAGGAUGAAGAUCCAAUACCUAUGUAUGCACAGAAACUUCUAGUAAUGCUGAUGGAACAUGAUUGUGUUAAGGUAUCUGAUAUCCUGAAUGAAGCGACAGUAUCCCAGUGCUUUGAAUUCUUGCUUGGAGAUCUUUCAAAUGCAAACGUAAGCAAUGUCAAGCUUUGUUUUGCUCUGGCAUCUGCUCCCGACAUGGACUCCAAUAUCCUUUCGCAGCUUCAGGUUGUCAGAAGAAUAGGGAAUCUACUUGAGUUUGUGACUGCCAAAGAUAUGGAUGAUUUUCUGGAACCAACCUUGGAACUGUGCAGAGCUUUCAUUAUCCGUGGCACCGGCAGCAACAGAAGUAUCGUCCUCAGCAAAGAACCUGCACUCCUUGUUGAUAGCGCCUUCAGCAUGAGCAUUGCUGUCGAUCAACAAUCUUGCAUCAUGGACAUAUGCGACCUUGGUGGCAGUAUGGCUAUAUUUCUGGAGGUGGUUGGAAAUUCAGAUCCACAGAUAAGCGAUUUGGCGUCAGAUUGCGUGGUGUUGCUGCUCAAGGCAGCACCUCGAGAGGCCACAAUGGGCCUGCUGACAAAUCUUCCUAAGCUGAGCGCUCUUCUGGACUCGUUGAAGCAUGGCGCCCCCUUGCCGCUGACUCGCCUGCUAUACAGCCUAGCAUUCUCUUGUAGGCAAUACCUAACCCAAGGAAUGAUACUCUCAAUAUCAGUGCCAGCUCUGAUGCGAGUAGAAGCGCUUGUGUCGUCUUUCAAGGGCUCACAGGAUAGCUGUCUUGCUGAUGCUGCUUCGUGUGUGGGUGCCGAACUGCAGCGCCUACCUCGCUGUGGUUGA
Messenger RNA from Triticum turgidum subsp. durum (durum wheat), 4035 nucleotides. NCBI's taxonomy places the organism in Eukaryota, Viridiplantae, Streptophyta, Magnoliopsida, Poales, Poaceae. The record is from the annotation of a GenBank genome assembly.